AUGGCAAACGCGCGAGCACAAUUAGCCGCUCAGCGAAGCCUCGUAUCGUCGGCCUCAAAUUCACCACCAUCGUCAAAACAUGGCGCGACGCCCGAUGGACGCGGAACCAAGCGGCCAGCCGACGCCCCCGUCUGCGAUCUCGAUCCUGCUCAAAAGCGGCCCCAGCACUUUUCCACAGGCCCUCUCGCGGAGGGGAUCUCCAGGAAGCUCGGCCCGAUUGAUUUUUGGGCAAGAGAAGGACAUUGGCCGCGAGAAUACUUUGAACUCGACAUGGAACACAUACUUGAAAGGCAGAGUCUCCUGGCCCCUCGCAGGCGAUCGAGUUCCGCGACAUCGAUAACGCCCAGCGAUCAGAGACCGAGGGAGGAGAAGAGUGCUCCGUAUCGGGAUCCGUGUUACGAAAUCAUUCUCGGGACCAAAGGCAGUUUCAUGACCAAGUCCAACCUCGAUAUCACCAACGCAAAUAAGGCUCUUUGUCGGACUCUACUUGAGAACUCUCAACCGACCCCCGAAGACUCGUUGUUCCGCGAUGAUAUCUUCCAAGCUACCUGUGACAUGAUACAUAACCGUAACGAGGCACGCGUCAUUCGGGACAUCACCAGGCUUAUCGUCCCCUCGGCAGAGAGCCUUGCUACAUUCGGUGCGAAACACCUCGACCACCUGGUUGAGAGUGUCAACGAAGGAUGGAACAGCGCAAUCCCUUUGGUAGGGGCUCGACCACAACCCGACUACUCUGUUGGGUUCAGACGCGAGGCGUUUAACGACGGCCAACUCGCGAAGCUAUCGCCGUUUGUCGGUGAUUUUAUGGCUAGGGAUCUGUCGUUCUUCAUGGCCACCUACUAUCUGUACUUCCCGUUUCUAACGUGCGAGGUGCAGCGUGGGGCUGGAGCACUCAAUGUCGCGGACCGCCAGAACGCACACAGUAUGACGCUUGCUGUACGGGCGGUUGUUGAACUUUUUCGUGUAGUAAAGCGCGAGGGCGAGGUUCAUCGACAGAUCCUCGCCUUCUCCGUCUCCCACGACGACGAAUCGGUACGUAUCUAUGGCCAUUACGCGGUGAUUGAUGGGGAGGAUACCAAGUACUACCGCCAUCCGAUCCGUAAAUACACUUUUGCAGAACCAGAGGGCAAGGAGAAAUGGACGGCGUAUCGGUUCACCAGAAAUCUUUACGAUGUAUGGAUGCCUAUGCAUUUCCAGAGGAUCUGUUCAGCUAUCGAUCAGUUGCCCUCCGAUCUGAAUUUGGAGGCCCUGUCCGGGAGGGCAACGGGGCUAAGCUAG
This is a messenger RNA of Dichotomopilus funicola, 1278 nucleotides long. RefSeq lists its product as uncharacterized. Bases 1 to 1278 code for a protein of 425 amino acids. NCBI's taxonomy places the organism in Eukaryota, Fungi, Ascomycota, Sordariomycetes, Sordariales, Chaetomiaceae. The record is from RefSeq and is a predicted model, not a curated record. The transcript has a single exon.